Dentiscutata heterogama is the source of this 1290-nucleotide messenger RNA. Lineage: Eukaryota; Fungi; Glomeromycota; Glomeromycetes; Diversisporales; Gigasporaceae. The record is from the annotation of a GenBank genome assembly.
AUGUCUUAUAAUACCGGGAGAAGGCUUCGAACAAUAAUUUUUAUACUUUCUACAUUCUGCCUUCUAUAUUUAACUUUGGUAUUUUUAUCAUUCCCAUUCCUAUCACCGGAUGAAAAUAAAAACGAUCUAAUAAUACUACCGCCACUUCCUCCUCCAUCAAUUUCAUAUUGGUCAAUUUCACAAUGGCCAUCUGAUAUAAGAUAUGUGCCUUGUAUACCAAAAAUAUAUGUUUAUAAAAUUCCAGAAAACUUGAAAUCUCAGAGUUAUUACGAAUAUGAAAUAUGUAAAGGUUCGAAUUACAAUGUUGAAGUGACACUUUACGAACAGCUCAUCAAAUCUGGAAAAAUUAAUGACUUGUAUGUAACUUCUAACCCUGAUGAGGCCGAUUUUUUUUUCAUACCAUUUUUUGGCUCUUGCUAUUUAAUGAAUUGUUGGAAUACUAACAAUUGGGAUUAUACCAAACGAUGUGAAAUAGAGGAAAAAUAUUCGAUUCCUUUAAUGAAUUGGGUAAUUAAGGAAAACCCUUAUUGGAAUAAAACUAAUGGAAGGAAUCAUAUCAUGAUUCAUCCUAUGGAUCGAGGUUCACUUUAUUAUCCAGAAAGUCAAAUUUUUAUGUUGAAUGCCAGUUUCUUAACAGUUAUUGGUGAUAAAAGAAUUUCUGGUUUUAGGGAACAUAGGUAUCGACAUAUGCAAGAUAUAGUAAUUCCUUCAGUUACUAGGAUUUUGAAUGUGGCAAAAAUUAAUCCAAGGGAUUAUGUUGAUGCUGAUGGAAAUAGGAAUAAUAGAGAUGUUUUUGCAAUGUUUUGGGGUUGUUGUCAGAACGUUAAACCGGAUGACGAAUAUUCUCUUGGUAUUAGGUCGAUAUUGUUUAGUGGAUUGGCAAAAUCUCCAAGGUAUAAGAUUGAUGAAGAAGUGAAUCAUACACAUGAAGAUUAUGCCAAGUUAUUGACGAGAGCAAAAUUUGGACUCGCACCUCAAGGAUGGACUUUAGAUACUACUAGGCUUUGGGAAUAUUUAGCUUUCGGUGUUGUACCUGUCAUAAUUGCUGACGGAAUAGUACUACCUUUUGAAAAUGAUGUUGAUUGGAAAAGCAUGGCGGUUUUCAUUCGUCGAGAAGAUGUACAUCUUACCGAUGAGAUAUUACUUUCGAUAACUGAAAAUGAAUAUCAACGAAAAAGACAACGUGUGUGGGAAAUAGGUAGUCAGUUAUAUAAAAAUUCAUGGCAUUAUAUUGCACGAGAUUUAUGUAGAAAGCUGGAUCGAGUUGUGCCCACUGAGUUGGACUUGUAA